Molecule: messenger RNA, 1719 nt
Organism: Lottia gigantea (owl limpet)
Lineage: Eukaryota; Metazoa; Mollusca; Gastropoda; Lottiidae
Exons: 6
Coding region: 1-1719 (572 amino acids)
Biological process (GO): regulation of apoptotic process
Source: RefSeq, a predicted model, not a curated record
AUGUCCAAGAAAAAUAAGAAGCCCCGUCAGCUAUCUGAACAAGAUGUAUAUCGUGAUGCAGCACAUAUUUUAGAAGAAUUUUUAGAAAAUAAGCUGGGUCCAAAAAGUUUACAAAGCAAUGGAAGUUCAAUAACGAAUACCAAUUCUAGCAGUGGAUAUUAUGAUGCAUCACGUGAAAGCUUGGAUAUUUGGUUUAAAGAUGAUAACACUUCACAUAAUUUUAAUAUUGAAAGAUCUCAGACUAUGCCAUCAAGUUUUAAACUAGACGAUAAAGACGAAUUUACAGCAGAAGAUAUUAAAGAAUACAUGAAAACUAAGAGUGAUUUUGCUAACAGACGACAUUCUGGUUCUGCUACAUCAGGUGAGUCCGAUGUUCUUGAUAGUCGAGUUGGUGCUCCUCUACGACGAAAGAAAAGUUUCUAUAAAAGAGCAAAAGAACGUUUAAGUAUAACAUUCCGAAGACAAGAGAGAGAGAAAGAAAAUGAAGAAAAGGAGGAAGAAGAUAUCAGGAAAGAGAGAAAGAAGAAAAAGAAGAAUGAUAAAAAUGAUCAAAAAUCUUCUACAAUUGAAGUGAAUGGUGGAGAGCUAGAUGAUGAAUUUGAUGAUGAAGUCCAGUUAAGACGUGGUGGAAAUAGAAAGAGAAGUGACAGCACAGCUUCUAAACGAAGCUCUAUAUUUGAAUCAUUUAGGAGAUCAUUUCGGUCUAAAAGAAAGUCUACUACUAUAUUUGAAUCACAAUCAGCUGAUGCUAUUAUUGAUAAUAAAACCAGUGAUAAACGUACGUCUGAUGAUGGAAAAAAGACUGAUAAAAUACCACAACGCACUACUCCUCCACCUGUAAAAGAUCCUAAAAAAGAGGAAACAAAAGUACCACCAAUUCCUCUUCCUUAUAUUGAUACAAGUCAUUCUAUAGAUUUAGAUGACAUCAAAUAUAUUGAUGAUGAAACGACCACUGAUCAGAAUAAAAAUAAAACAGGUGAACUACCUAAACCUAGUCGUAGUCGUAAUAAACCUGCACCACCACCACCUAAAGCACCACCAUUACACAAUGGUACUAGUAAUGGGACUAGUAACAGUACUAGCGAUGCGGGAAAUUUAACAUUAGGUGAUAGUCUUAAUACUAAUAUUGCUACUUGUACUAAUGAUAAUUCAGGUGAUGAUGUUGAUAGUCCAGAUAAAAAAGAUGAAAAUAUUCCAUUCCAUGAGAAAUCAGACAGUGAAAAAGAUGAUUUGAUGGAAAAGAUAGCUGCCAAGUUAAUGGAUAUGGCUGAUAAAAUGGAUAAAUCGAAGUCUUCAAGUGAUACUGAUGGAGGUCAUAUAAGAUAUGCACAUGAUAAUUCUUCUAGUGUAGAUCCUGAACAAUUAACAGCUCUAGAGCAGGAGAUAUUGGAUUGUUUACGAGUUGGUGGAGACAGACUGUCACAAUCUUUUGAUGAUCCAGUACAAGUUGUUGUUGAACAACACAGAAAACAGGCAUAUUUGAGAUUUUAUGAUACAUUAAGAAAAGGAUUAGGUGAUGAGAUCAGUUGGAAUCAACUAUCAUUGAUCUACCAGACAACAGCAGGUGCCAUUAAAGCUGCCGGUGCUGGUACACAACUAGCCUAUAGAGUUAAAGAUAUGACCCAACAAUAUGUUGGUGAUAAGUUUGCUUCAUGGAUUGUAAGAGAGGGUGGUUGGGAUAGUAUGUUGAGUGAGUCUGAGUCAGAAGUAACAAGUUAA